AUGUAUUGGCCGCUGUACUUAAUAGGCGGCGCACUGGUAGCCCUCUGGUUGCUAUGGAGAUACAAGAACAGAAGGAUGAUACAGAUGGGCAAUAAGAUGCCAGGUCCACCCACGAUACCACUCUUGGGGAAUGCGCUGAUGUUCAUGUGCCAGCCAGAAGCUUUUAUCAAAGUACUAAAGGAUUUGAUGGCAGAAUACGGGAAUGUGACGAGAUUCUGGCUCGGUCCUGAUCUGAACAUCGUUGUCAGUAAUCCUGAUGACAUAAAGCUACUACUGUCAAAUACAAAUACCAGUAUCAAAGGGCCGCAAUACAAGUACAUGGCUGAUGUCCUUGGAGGGGGAAUACUGAGUGGAUCAGGCCCAACAUGGAGACGUCACAGAAAGAUAGCGAACCCCAACUACGGUAAGAGAGCCAUUGAAGGAUACAGCGAGGUGUUCAACCAAGAAGUGGAUCUCUUGCUGAAGAAGUUCAGAUCUAUGCCUAGAGAACAGUUCAAUGUCUACGACCAUGUUGUUAGGACCACAAGCUAUGCAGUUUGUCGAACACUGAUGGGUUUGACAAAAGACCAGACGAUGAAGUUACCACACAUUGAAGAACUGAUUGACACGAGUCCAUGCCUUUACGACAUAGUAUUUCGUAGGAUGACAAAAUGGUACCUGCAAAUCGAUCCCGUUUUCUGGAUGACCAGUGACCAUUACUAUCAGAAAAACUUUGUAAAAAUGAUGACGGACUUUUGUGAAGUCAUUCUGCAGCACAGGACGGAAAGUCUGAAGACUUUGGAGGACAGUAAGAGGGAUCUGAUGAACUCUGAAGAUGAUUCAAGUGUUAAUACUGAACUCAGUGUUAUCGAUAGGUUCCUACUCUCCCAGGAGCUUGAUAAAGAUGAGCUGGUACAAGAGACCUUUACUAUAUUUACUUCGAGUCAAGAGGCUACAGCAAAAAUAUCGUCUUACAUCCUCCUUAUGAUGGCUUAUCACCCAAAAUGUCAGGAGAAACUCUUUGCAGAAAUAAAGAAUAUUAUCGGUAAUGAGGAUAGAUAUGUCACGGAUGAUGAUUUAAAACGAAUGCCGUACUUAGAGAUGGUGUUCAAAGAAGUGCUGAGACUGUACCCCAUAGGCGCUAUGUUGCAGAGAACUGUCAACGAAGAUAUUGCUAUUAGUAACUACACAUUACCAGCUGGUUGUUCUUUCGUGGCGCCAAUAUUCCACUUACACAGGGACCCUCGAUUCUGGACUGAACCAGAUCGCUUCGACCCAGAGCGGUUCAACCCUGAAAAUGUGAAAACACGCAACCCUAAUGCUUACAUACCAUUCAGUUUGGGACAGAUGGACUGCUUAGGACGAUUCUUCGGGACUAAGUUAGUGAAAACACUUUGUGUGCGAGUAUUAAGAGAAUUUGAACUUUCUUCAACUGAAACUUACGAUGAUCUACGUGUGAUUAUAUCUAUUUCUGUCGCAUCAUUGAAUGGAUUUCCUAUCAUAUUGAAUCCGAGAAAGAAAUGAACCUAG
This is a messenger RNA of Spodoptera littoralis (African cotton leafworm), 1509 nucleotides long. Lineage: Eukaryota; Metazoa; Arthropoda; Insecta; Lepidoptera; Noctuidae. The record is from the annotation of a GenBank genome assembly.